GCCAUGCUGUCGGCUUCCGAGGGCCGGCUGCAGCUCUACGUCGACGACCCGGCGAUCACCCUCGCGGGUUCCGACGAGGGCAUCCACUGCAACUUGGACACGGUCCUCGGGUGGUGGCUUGCCCUCGGCCUGGGGCUGGCAUGGCGGAAAGGAGUUUUCACCUUGGGCGCCCAUGUCUGGAUCGGUAUCCAGUUCGAGCUGCGCGGCGCCGUAGCCUACGUGACCCUGCCGCCGGAGUUUUUGAAGGCGACGGCCGAAAUCAUGGAUACGUUCUGCGGGGGGUCCGGCACGGCUCCCCUCGGCUUGGCGCGCACGGCCACGGGCAAGGUGUCGCGCAUUGCCCAG
Prorocentrum cordatum is the source of this 345-nucleotide messenger RNA. NCBI's taxonomy places the organism in Eukaryota, Dinophyceae, Prorocentrales, Prorocentraceae. The record is from the annotation of a GenBank genome assembly.